This is a messenger RNA of Neolamprologus brichardi, 869 nucleotides long. RefSeq lists its product as uncharacterized. The record is from RefSeq and is a predicted model, not a curated record. NCBI's taxonomy places the organism in Eukaryota, Metazoa, Chordata, Actinopteri, Cichliformes, Cichlidae.
GCAGUCGUAUCAGACAGAGAACACGUUUUCUUCAAGACGGCUGGAAUAUGGUUGAAAUUCUAAACGUAGCCGUGGUGCUGCUAUCUGUGGCCUUGUCGAUCUCUUUAUGCCUCAAUGUGAUCUUUUGCAUCAAGCGAAGAACUAUUUUGUGCAGAGAAAAAAAUGGGUCCUGCUGCCCCCACACUUCUGAAGAAGAAACCCUGUCACACAAUGAAGGGCUUUAUUUUCAUGACCUUAAUCAUCAAGAGCAGAGGGAAAAUCCCCACAAUCAUCAUGAGCAACAGGAAAAUCCAAUCUAUGGCAACAUCAGCACAGAGAGAAGAAGUUCUGCAGAGGGUUGCUAUGAGAUGAUGACCAUGCAACGCACAAGAGAAAGUAAGAAGCCUUUCCAGAAUGACCUGAAUUAUGCCUCACUGGACCUGAAGACUGCAAAGAAACGAAAGAAGAAGCAUCGCCAUCAGCAUAGCCAGUCACAGGGACGAAAUCAUUUCCCCGAACAGCUGUCAGUCCACCACACACCUCCUCUGAAUACAUUCUUGGAGGUGGAUGCAGACAUGGAUGCUCAUCUUCCGUCCAGAGACACCAGCACCAUGGUUUCACACAGCAGCAUCUACCUCAACAGUCAACAAAUAGCUCAACAGACGGAGGAAAUGGAAAGAGAAAAGAAUCUGACGCUGGAGAGGAAUGUUGGUUGGAAUAGUAUGCGAAGGCGCGAGGAUGGAGGAAAUCAAGAGAGUGAAGAAAUGAAAGAUGAACAAGAGUGUAACAAUGGGAAUUUAUGUGAACAGCUUUCAGAAGUAGAAACCUUUCAGAGCUGCACAGAUCCUUUCAUUGGUAGCUUUAGCCAGGAUGGUCACCAGCACGGUUAA